This is a messenger RNA of Equus caballus (horse), 1443 nucleotides long. It is a transcript of the gene ART1, whose product is annotated as ADP-ribosyltransferase 1. The record is from RefSeq and is a predicted model, not a curated record. Lineage: Eukaryota; Metazoa; Chordata; Mammalia; Perissodactyla; Equidae. Gene Ontology annotation, molecular function: NAD+-protein-arginine ADP-ribosyltransferase activity; NAD+ poly-ADP-ribosyltransferase activity.
GAGAAACCUGCCCUCCCCCUCCCCCGGGCCCAUCGCGGGAGACCAACACCAGCUUCCCCGCCGUGGAGAAGGCCUAGGUGUGUUCUCAUCUCUUCCCUCAUAAUUUUCAUCUCUGUAUUUUCACUCUCUAUUUUGAGAUAUUUCGUCCAGUCAGCUUUGGCACGGAGGGUUUUUAAGCAGAUGAGGAAACUGAGACCCAAAGAGAGACAGUAACUUGCCCAGGGUCACCUCCAACAUGCAGACUCCCGUGAUGCUGUCUCUGCUGCUUGUGUCCAUGGGCCUCAUGGAGGCGCUCCAGGCCCAGAGCCACCGCAUCACACGACGAGACCUCUUCUCUAAAGAAACUCCCUUGGACAUGGCCCCAGCCUCCUUUGACGACCAGUACGUUGGCUGUGCGGCAGCCAUGAUGGCUGCCCUCCCGGAUCUCAACUACACGGAGUUCCAGGCCAACAAAGUGUACGCUGACGGCUGGGCGCUGGCAAGCAGCCAAUGGCGGGAACGCCAGGCCUGGGGGCCAGAGUGGGGCCUCAGCCCUACCCGUCUGCCCCCGCCGCCCCCCGGCUUCCGCGAUGAGCACGGGGUGGCCCUCCUGGCCUACACAGCCAACAGCCCCUUGCACAAGGAGUUCAACGCAGCCGUGCGCGAGGCAGGCCGCACCCGGGCCCACUACCUCCACCACUUCUCCUUCAAGACGCUCCAUUUCCUGCUGACGGAGGCCCUGCAGCUGCUGAGCAGGCGCCAGCGUUCGCCCCGGUGCCACCAGGUGUUCCGCGGGGUACAUGGGCUGCGCUUCCAGCCAGCAGGGCCCGGGGCCACCGUCAGGCUGGGGGGCUUUGCCUCCGCAUCCCUGCAGAACGUUGCAGCCCAGCAGUUUGGUGAGGACACCUUCUUUGGCAUCUGGACCUGCCUUGGGGCCCCCAUCAAGGGCUACUCCUUCUUCCCUGGGGAGGAGGAGGUGCUGAUCCCCCCCUUCGAGACCUUCCAGGUGAUCAAUGCCAGCAGACCGGCCCAGGGCCCCGCCCGCAUCUACCUCCGGGCCCUGGGCAAGCGCAGCACGUACAACUGUGAGUACAUCAAAGACAAACAGUGCAAGUCUGGGCCCUGCCGUCUGGAUAACUCAGCCAUGGGUCAGGGCCCCCCUUCUGCAUUCUGGUCCCUUCUGCUGCUGCUCUGGUUCCUUGUGGUGGGGGCCUUUCCAGAGAGCACAGGCCUCUGACCCCUCAGACACUGGACAGCUCUGCCACCGCCUCUGCCUGAUGUGAGGAUGUCGGCCACGUGUGCGCUUUAAGUGUAGCCAAGAUCCAUGGUAACUCCAUCUGCAGGUGACUCUGGGACCUUCUCUGGCAGCUGCCAGGCCUGCUGGUGGAGGAGGAGGAGAAUUUGGGACUGAGCCUUACCCAGGGCUGUAGGAGUGAGAUGCUGAAUAGAGGUGGGGGGACUCCA